AUGCAAUCUGAAUUACAAGCUUUUGAUGCCAAUCACACCUGGUCUUUGGUCCCUCUUCCUCCUGGCCAUCGCCCAAUUGGCUGCAAGUGGAUAUUUCGGAUUAAAUACCACUCUGAUGGCACCGUUGAACAUUACAAGGCUCGCCUCGUUGCCAAAGGAUUCAACCAACGCGAGGGUAUUGAUUUCCAUGACACUUUUGCUCCUAUUGCGAAAUUAAUCAUUGUUCGUUGCUUGCUGUCCAUUGCUGUUGUUCGUCACUGGUCUUUGCAUCAAAUGGAUGUCCAGAACGCCUUUCUUCAUGGCGAUCUCCAAGAGGAGGUUUACAUGUUACCCCCACCUGGUUCUCGUCAACAGGGGGAGCAGGUUGUGUGUUGA
Messenger RNA from Prunus avium (sweet cherry), 375 nucleotides. NCBI's taxonomy places the organism in Eukaryota, Viridiplantae, Streptophyta, Magnoliopsida, Rosales, Rosaceae. The record is from RefSeq and is a predicted model, not a curated record.